AAAUAUAAAAAGAAAAUGUAAUCCAUGGAAAAUACAAGUGCUUUAAGUUUUCAUAUAAGUUUUUAAUCUAAUUACUAUUUUAUGAAAAUCAUUACAAUUUACAUUUUCAAUUUUAUUUGUAAAUUUAACUGUGUUCUUAUUAUAAUUAUCAUUUUAAAUUACUUUAAAUCCAUUGUUGACUCAUGGGCCCGACCGCAUUCCACUUUAAAUCCAUUGUUUCAAACUGUUUUUAAUUUUUCCCUCCCAUUUGGUCGUUAAAACUAUUGGAGUAUGUUGUUCAUCUUUCAAGCCCUCAAACUCACACAAAAUCUCUCUCUAAAGCUCACCAAAACACUCUCUCUCACAAACGGAAACCCCAAAUCCUUUUCACAACGCCAUACCACAACAACAAUGCCCAAUCUAAAGCCUCUCAACUCCAAGAUUUCAAGCUACAUGAGAAACGGCCUCGUCGAAGAAGCUCAGAAACUGUUUGAUAAAAUGCCUCUGAGAAAUACGGUCACGUGGAACGCGAUGAUUCGUGGGUACUUUAUAAAUGGGAGAUUUGUUGAAGCGGUCAAUUUCUUCGAUCAAAUGCCUGAAAGGGAUAUUUUUUCAUAUAACACAGUGAUUGAUGGGAUGAUGCAGUGUGGGGAUGUGGAUGGUGCCAGAGAGGUUUUUGAUGGGAUGCCAUUCAGAGAUGUUGUUACUUGGAAUUCAAUGGUUUCUGGGUAUAUUCGCAAUGGUAUGAUUUACAAAGCAGUAGAAGCAUUUGAUGGGAUGCUGUUGAAAGAUGUGAUUUCAUGGAAUGCCACAAUAUUUGGAUUAGGAGAAAAUGAUCAAGGUGAGGAAGGUUUAAAGCUGUUUAUUAGAAUGAAAGAAUCAGGUCCAUCUGCAGAUAAAGCUACAUUUACUAGUGUUUUGACAAUAUGUUCAGACUUGCCAACUUUACAGUUUGGAAAACAAACUCAUGCAGACGUUAUAAAAUCUGGUUUUAAUAGUUUCAUUUCAGUUUCCAACGCAAUGAUUACCAUGUAUGCAAGAUGCGGAAGCAUGCAUUCUGCUCUGCUGGAGUUCUCUUCCAUGUCAAGCCAUGACAUCAUUUCAUGGAAUUCUAUAAUAUGCGGCUAUGCACACCAUGGAAAUGCUGAAAAAUCCCUCGAGAUGUUUGAAAGAAUGAGAUUAACUGAUAUAAUGCCUAAUCAUAUAACCUUUGUUGGUGUCCUAUCUGCUUGUAGCUAUGCUGGGUUGGUAGACCAAGGUAGGUACUACUUUGAUUUCAUGAAAUCCAAGUGUUGUCUUCAGCCGGAAAUUGAACAUUAUACAUGUAUUGUUGAUUUGUUGGGGAGAUUUGGACUCAUAGAUGAGGCAAUGAACUUUUUAGAUCAAAUGAGAGCAGAUGGAGUUGAAGUUCCUGCAAGUGUUUGGGGAGCUUUGCUAGGAGCCUGUAGAAUUUACAAGAACAUUGAGGUGGGCAAGGUUGCUGGCGGGAGGGUUUUGGAAGUAGACCCUUGUAACUCUGGUGUGUAUUUGAUCUUGGCUGAAUUGUUUUUGAGCGGUGGAAAGAGAGAAGAAGCUGAAAAAAUUUGGGCUCAAAUGAAAGAGAAUGGAGUCAAGAAGCAACCAGGAUGUAGUUGGAUUGAGGUAAACCGCAGUGCACAUAUAUUUCUUUCAGGAGAUAGUUCACACCCUGAGUUCAGUAGAGUCUGUUGUGUUUUAGACUUGAUACACAUGGAGUUGGAGAUCAAAAUUUCAGAAUCAAAUGCUGUUUCAUUUCAACAGAUAAAAGUUCCAUUUGAUGGACAUUAUGGUUGAGAUCAUUUUUGCUCACAAUAUAUGUACCAUAUUGUUCGGAUCCAUGACUUAAAUACAAAGAACUUAUGGGUACAAGUUGAUGGGUUAAGGAUUAAGAUUUAAGAAGGACAUGGAUGGGGUUCUGGAGUUGUUGCUUUUGUAGAUUGGAGUUGCCAGUUAGAGGAUAAAUCAAGUUAAGUAAAAAUGUAACGUUGUCCCACAACCCAGUAGAACUUUGAAAUUUGGGUUGAUCACUUGAUUACUAAUCUUAAUACAUCGAAAUACAGAUGGGACCAAAUUAUCAUGCUGUUUCUUCAAGAGUAUAUAUACAAAGUGUGCUCAGGUGUAUGCCUCCUAGCAGAAAUGGAAGCAUGUCUAGUAAUGUUCAAGCAGAUCUUAGUUUUUAAUUUUCUGGGAUGCUUUAAGGAUUGCAACAAUAGCAGAGGAGGGAAACAAGAUUGCAAAAAGGUCGGCAGAAGAGAAGAGGUCGGUGAAAAAAGAUUUUGUAAUUACUUGUUUAUAAUUGGCUAAGAUUUAAUUUAGUGGUGAGCAUACAAGUUUGUAUCAAUAUAUUUUUAUAGAUAUUCAAAUAUGAUAGAGGCAAACAUUUUUAA
Messenger RNA from Quercus lobata, 2384 nucleotides. Its product is annotated as pentatricopeptide repeat-containing protein At4g02750-like. The record is from RefSeq and is a predicted model, not a curated record. Gene Ontology annotation, biological process: RNA modification. Gene Ontology annotation, molecular function: RNA binding; protein binding. Bases 271 to 1791 code for a protein of 506 amino acids. The transcript has a single exon. Lineage: Eukaryota; Viridiplantae; Streptophyta; Magnoliopsida; Fagales; Fagaceae.